Carassius auratus (goldfish) is the source of this 1315-nucleotide messenger RNA. Its product is annotated as TRAF-interacting protein with FHA domain-containing protein A-like. Gene Ontology annotation, biological process: positive regulation of canonical NF-kappaB signal transduction. The record is from RefSeq and is a predicted model, not a curated record. Bases 192 to 773 code for a protein of 193 amino acids. Gene Ontology annotation, molecular function: protein binding. The transcript has 2 exons. Lineage: Eukaryota; Metazoa; Chordata; Actinopteri; Cypriniformes; Cyprinidae.
CAUGUCCCAAGCUGGAAGGGGGUGGGUGUUUCUGAUGCAAUUCCCAUUUGUUUGGUUGAGCUCAUAGCAUAGCGAUAUCCGCUUCAGAACAGCAGUCCGUUAGCUGAUGAUCGUUGCAAACAGCUUUCGAAGGUUUAACUGUCAGCAAAGCAAUUCAGCCCCACAGAAGUUGCGUCCAUUUGUUUCCCACAAUGAAUGACAACAGCAAACUGGAGACUGAAGAGCUGCUCACUUGUCUUCAUAUCCAUCUCUUCCACCCUAACCAAGCCAUUUGUCCGCUCUUUCACACCCUGCCCCUAAAUCAGCCAUACAAAAUGAACGCUGAAGAUCCAGUAAGGCUUGGCCGUGAUGGGCAGACCUGCGUCUUUGUCCUAAAUGACACCUCUGUCUCCAGAAAACAGCUAACCAUACAGGCGUUUAGGAAAGCUGGCAGCCAGCUCUUGAGCUUCAUGAUCCAGAACAUCAGCCAGAAGGUCAAACUCAUGGUCGGUGGGUCUGAACUGAGAUACCUAGAAAGAGCUGAGCUUGAUGACAAGGUGCUCUGCCGCUUUGGGAGAUAUGAACUGCUGAUCUGGCAGGAACCAGGAGAGUCAGAGAAUAAAUUUGAGGUCCUGUUUGAGGUAUGCAAUAAACCCCCUUCACAGGAAAUGGGCAUAGAUGUGCCAUGCAAACCAGCUGUUAUGGAUACCGGCGUGCCAUGGAGAAGCUUUGAGAAUGAAGCGCCUGUAAGCCAAGAGCCACUGGAGUCAGAUGAGACAGCUGUUUUUGUAUAAAUACUUUUUGGCCAUUGCUCUGCAAGGCAGCAGUCAUUGACCAUUCAGAAUAUGCAUAUUGUUAUUUUCAUUGAUACUGUGAUAUUAAAACUGUAUACUGAUACUUAAUCUAUUAUGAACAUCUCGGAAGUAACAGAUGGAGAUCUAAAACCAAGUGACCUUAUGAACGUUGUUAUGAUUUCUUCUGGAAUGCCACUAAACCAGUUUUCUUGCCUGCUGUGUCUUUGUGUUCGUUCUCUUGUACAGAUAUUUUAUCAUGUACUUUGCAGAGUUAUUGGAAUUACUGUCACGCAUUUGUUCAAAAGGUCCUGUGUUUUCUUUUCAUUAUUGUAUGUGUUCAUUGCAUAAGUGCUUUUGGACAGUGUUUUUAUAUAUAAUAUUUUGUAUUGCAUUGUUUUGUAUUGACUGUCACUUGUUAAAUUGUGAAUCAUAAGCUUUGGAAAAAUUUGAAAUUACCAUGAUUGAAGGGUUAUUAAUAUACUAGUUUUGUGAUAUCUUAAUUAAAUGAAAUAAACUUUUUUAUAAUAAACAUAUUUAUCAUA